GUGUUUAAUUACUUAAUAAGUGGAACAAAUUUCAUAAAUAAUUGCGCCGAAAGUAGCCACCGCCACCACCGUAAUCAGCAGAGAGGCCAACGAACAGUUACAUUUGUUUUGAUGUAAAAGAAGGCUAACAACAAACAAUUAUAGCUCACUUUUCUUCUUUUCUCACUCUGUCUCUGUAUCGUCUAGGCAACUAUUUGAUCCUCUCUCUUCAAUCGUACGCCUCCUACCUCCGUAAGAAAAGAACUUGGAGAAGGAAAAAGAAAAAAAGAGAUGAGAGUUCAUACGCGGAGAUUAUUCGUCAUUAUGAUCAGAACUUCCUAUAGAUGGAUCUCCAGUCAUCCCCAUCUCCUUGGCUGUGUUGGGGUUGUGUAUCUUCUGUAUAGAGCUUGUCCUCUUUUGUUUUCUCCCUUGCUGGCUGCAUCUCCUGUUCUGGUUUGCACAUUCGUUUUGCUUGGAGCUAUUCUUAGUUUCGGAGAGACAAAUAUUAUACCUGAGAUCGAAACAGAACCGGAGACCACUGUUCACGAGGCUGCUCUUUUCACAACUGAGGCUUCGAGGGAUCCUACUGUUGUUGAGAGAGGCGACGAGAGUUUUAAGGUGGAGAGGUUCGUGAGCACAGAGAAAGAUGUUGCUGAUAGAUUAGUGGAAAACCAGCUGAGUGAGGUUGAGGACGGUGAUGGUCAACCAUUUGACUAUAGGCCUUUGGUUGAUCAGAUUCUUGAUGAGGCCAAACGAGAUACUCAUGUAAGGUUUGAGGAGAGAGAAGAGGAGAAGUUUGAUGGGAAGCGUGAUGAACAAUGGAGGAAUGUUGGUGGUUCUUUAGAUGAGAUGAUGGACGAUUCAAAGGAAGAUCAGGUGGAUUUAACUCCUUGGAGACCAAUGAGGCAUGAGGAGGGCGAGGAUGAUGAUGUAAAUGACUCACUGCAUUCUAGUUCUGAUGAUGCGGAAAGUUCUUCACCUGACCCUUCUAUGACAGACAGCAUCCCCAUGCUUGAUGAGCUUCACCCGCUUUUACACUCAGAGAAUCCAGGUCGUGGUAUUGAAGGAUCAGAUGCAACUUCAGAGGAGCCAGAUAUGAGUAGUAGUGAUAGCGAUGAAGGAAUGGAGUCUGAUGUUAACAGCGAAAGUCAUGGUGAAGAGGACGACAACAAGAAGGAAGAAGAGGAAGAGGAGAAGAAGGAAGAUGAAAGUAAAUCACCUAUCAAAUGGACAGAGGCUGACCAAAAAAACGUCAUGGAUCUAGGAAGUCUCGAGCUUGAAAGAAACCAACGGUUGGAGAGUCUUAUCGCCAGGAGAAGGGCUCGCAACAAUAUGAGAAUGGUAGCAGAGAGAAAUCUUAUUGAUUUCGACUGUGCUGAUGUUCCAUUUAAUAUGCCGCCAAUCUCAACCGCAAGGCAUAAUCCAUUUGAUCUUUCAUAUGAUGAUAUGGGACUACCACCUAUCCCUGGCUCUGCUCCGUCCAUUAUGUUCGCGAGGAGAAGAAACCCGUUUGAUCUUCCGUACGAGCCAAAUGAAGAAAAGCCAGACCUCAAGGGUGAUGGUUUUGAGGAAGAGUUCUCUUCUCCACAACCUAAGGAGCCAGUGUUCAGAAGAUAUGAGAGUUUCAGUGUAGGUCCAUCGAUGCUCGGAGGUCCCAGACAUGAUAGGCUACGACCUUUCUUUGCGCUGGAAAGAUUAGCAAAUGAGGGAAGGAGCUAUUAUCCAUUUGAAAGGCAGCUCAGUGAAGUUAGUGAAUCAAAAGUCAGUUCUGUGCCUGAUACUGAAUCUGUCUGCACAAUCCUGGAGGAUGACGAAAAGAAGGUGGAUGAAGAUGAUGCUGAUCGAGAAACCGAUGUAGCUAAAACUGAUAUGGCUUCUGACCAUGAUGAAGAAAAAAUCCUUUCAGCUUCUGACCAUGAUGAAGAAAAGGGUCAUUUGUCAGAAGAUUCUGAUUUUGAUGAACAAGCUGAUAGCAAAACCCUUCAUCAUGAUGUGGCUGAGAUAAUAUUGGGAAGUGCAGAAACACACAUUACACAUCAUGAUCAAUCAAACAUUAUGGAUGGAAAAACUUCUGAUAAGACAAAUCAUGAUGAAGAGGAUUCCAGUGAUAGUGAAUCAUCUGUAUCAGAGAUAGCGCAUAUUAAUGAGGAUGAAGCAAUGUUGGUUUCUGAGCGGGAAGUUGAUCUUCAUGAGACAUCAGGUACUUCUUUUGGAGGAUCAGAUAUUCAUGUUGCAAGAGGGGUGGAGGAUGAUUAUCACCAUGAUGGAGCGCCUGCUUUCAUUACUACACUUCCCUCGCUGGAGGAGUCAACAAUUCAUAAUCUUUGUGGUUUGGUGGGCGAUCACCACGAAACACCUGUCUACGAUUCGAGUCCUCCCUCAGCCAGUAGGUUCCCAUCAUUUUCUUCAGUAUCAUCUGAUUACAAACCAGAUCUACCUGGAAAGAGUGGCGAAGAAGUACAAGAAAAUACAGAUAACGAACGUGAAGUUUAUUCUGAAAGCUUAGGUCCUGAUGAGACUGAAACAAGUACAGGGGAAGUGGUAUAUAGUAGCACGCAUGUUACAGGAGAGGCAAGCCUUGGAAUUGAUGGUCAAAAGAACUCAACUGUUUCAGUGUCUGAAUUUGAGGAAGCCUUAGUUGAUCCAUCCUCUCUACCCUUGGAUAAGAACGAGGAUGCUGACCACCAGGAGGAUGUUCCUUUAUCUAUUUCUAGUCAAGAAGACCUGGAAGAGCUGCAUGAAGAAGUGAAAGAGGCUGUAGAUACCAGAGAGCUAGAUGUUAGUGAAUCUUUGGUGGACUUGGUUUCUCCUACAGAAGAGGAAGUAGUAUCUACAGGGACAGUUGAGCAUACAAGUUCACCUUUGGGAUGUGGUGAUACGACGGAGCAUUUGACAACACUGGAAGAAUCACCUGAUAUGGUACAUGACAUAGCUGAAACUUCAGUAAACAGAUCAGUAGCUGAGGGCAUAGUGCAGGAGGAAGAGAAUAAACAAAAAGAUGAAGCCAGUCAUCAAAUAGUCAAUGCAGACAUCCCAAUAGACAGCUACGCCACUUUGUCUUCUGGAGCAGUUGAGUAUGUUGAGACGCAUUCAUUUAAUGAUGGAGAUGCUCCGCAGGCGGAACAAGAUCCAGUUCAAUCCUCAGUUUCUGAUGCCAAGGAAGAAAUACAUCCCAACCAAACUAUGGAUAUCGAAGUAGACUCUGUGAAUGCUCGUGCCCAAAAUGUGGGAUCCGAAGAAGCGACUCCAGCUGAAUCAGAUAGAGAACCGACCUGGUCAGAUAAAUCUGUGGUAGAACAAUCAUCUCUUGAACCUUGUGAAGAUCAAGUACCAGCACGUGCAGCUCCUGUGAGUAUGGAUACAGCUGAGUUAUCUUGUUUGACAUCUGACACAUCCUCAUCUCCAGCAGAGUCUCCUGAGUACGAAACACCUAUGGUUGGUGAAAGCUCAAAGGCUGAAUACUUCCAAGAGACUGUGAAUGAGGGGCUUGACCAUGUGGUAGAGCGAUCAGAUCAACUUACAGAUUUACAAGAAAUAUCUCAGAGUCCUCCUGAAGCUAUCACUGAAGAAGCAGAGCGAUUUGACCAGUUUACAUAUUUACAUACAAUAUCUCAGAGUCCUCCUGAAGUUAUCACUGAAGAAGCAGAGAAAUCAAAUCAAUUUAUAGAUUCACUUGCUGUAUCUCAAAGUCCUCCUGAAGUUAUCACUGAAGAAGCAGAGCGACUAGAUCAGCUUACAGAUUUACAUGAAGGAUCUCAAAGUUCUCCAGAAGUUAUCACUGAAGAGGCAGACGAGAUAAAAGAGACUGAUGAAGGAUUAUUGUCUAAACUUGACACGGUUGGAGACUUUGGUGUUAAGGAAGUUUCUGAGCCUGGGCCAUCUUCAGUAGGGUCAGAGACUGCCCCUGAACAGACGGAACCUCGGUCUGUUCUUGAAACGAGAUCUGUUCAAGACAUAGAAUCUGCUUUCCAGCAGAUUCAUGAAGGAUCCGAGGUUGAGGAUGUUAUCCUUCCAAACACCGUUCAAGACCAGUUGGCUCAAGAAAAUUCUGAGCACUCAACAGAGACCAAGUCAGUUUUAACAGUGGUGGAAGCUACGUCCAAAGAUGAUCUAGAUACUGCUAUGAAUCAGGCUGUUGUAGAGAGCAUGUGCAAGCAACCAAUGUCACCAGAAUCAGAUGGUGGGUCUGGAGAAACCAAACAUGCAGUUGAAAUCGAACCAUCAGGGUCUUUAGUUGAAGAAAGAUCUCUUGAUGAGACAAAUGUUCAUCUUAACAACACACCUGAGAAAGAAGAAGAUGAGGAAAGUAGACCGAAAGAGAGAACCACAUCCGAUGUAUCGACUACCGAAACUCGAUCACUGGAGGAAACUUCAGAAUCAAUAGAGGAGAUGUCAACGGAAGUAAUCUCGGAAAGAGUGGUGAUUCCCACAGAAGCCACUGAGUCUAGUAAUGUAACACUAAGCGAUGAAGUAGUGACUGAGGAAGCAAAAGCUGAAACCUCAAGUAACCUUGAUGGGACUGUACAGAGUCCUGAGUCCAAAGAAGCUCCGGAAGAUUCGGAGGAAAGCAUUUCAGAAGUAAAGACAGAGAAGAAGGAUAAGGGUAGGUCCGAUUCUUCAGGCUCGAGCUCAAGCUCUAGUUCAAGUGACUCAGAUUGAAAAACAAUAUCGAAGGGUAAUGCAUCUCAACUCCUAGUAUAUAUGUUUGUUACACGGUAAUUGAUAGGCACUUCUGGGUUUGUUUUUUUUUCAUCAGACUGUGUGCUCUGUUUUAAAAGGGGCACGAAGAAGCCGCUAUUCAUUUUUCUGUACCAAGUUUUCUCCUUUUCCCGGUUGUGUGUGUGUAUGUGUUUUCCUUUUCUCGUGUUUCAGCUUCCGUAUUUAUUGAUUUGUAUUUGUUGAUACUAUUCUGAGUUUUUUUCAGGGUUUUUGGUUUGUGACUUUAAAUAUUUUCUCGUGUUUUUGGGGAUUGUUCUAAAUUAUUUUGUAUUGAAACUGAGAAAUGAGAAAUGAGAAAUGUAUUGAUGUUUGGAUUCUU
Brassica oleracea var. oleracea is the source of this 5017-nucleotide messenger RNA. RefSeq lists its product as uncharacterized. The coding region runs from base 271 to 4638 and encodes 1455 amino acids. NCBI's taxonomy places the organism in Eukaryota, Viridiplantae, Streptophyta, Magnoliopsida, Brassicales, Brassicaceae. The transcript has 3 exons. The record is from RefSeq and is a predicted model, not a curated record.